Messenger RNA from Parus major (Great Tit), 10489 nucleotides. RefSeq names its product synaptopodin 2 (gene SYNPO2). The transcript has 5 exons. Gene Ontology annotation, biological process: positive regulation of actin filament bundle assembly. The record is from RefSeq and is a predicted model, not a curated record. Gene Ontology annotation, cellular component: nucleus; Z disc; actin cytoskeleton. Gene Ontology annotation, molecular function: actin binding. The coding region runs from base 99 to 3407 and encodes 1102 amino acids. NCBI's taxonomy places the organism in Eukaryota, Metazoa, Chordata, Aves, Passeriformes, Paridae.
AGCAACAGUGUGGUGCUCUGGGUCUCCAGCUCUGCCCGGCAGGCGAAAUCUCCAGCUCGCUGAACAUCUGCAAGCCAAGUUUUUCAUGUUCUAUGUGAAUGCUGCCCAACUGCACCAGGAAAAUGGGCACAGGGGAUUAUCUCUGCAUUGCUAUGAGCGGAGGGGCGCCGUGGGGCUUCAGGCUGCAAGGGGGCAAGGAGCAGAAGCAGCCUUUGCAAAUCGCCAAGGUUCGCAGCAAAAGCAAAGCAGCCAAGGCUGGACUGUGUGAGGGGGAUGAGGUGGUGUCUAUCAAUGGCAAGCCCUGUGGAGACCUAACCUAUGCUGAAGUCAUUGUUCUGAUGGAAAGCCUGACUGAUGUCCUGCAGAUGCUUAUCAAGAGACCCUCCAGUGGAAUAAAUGAAACCUUGAGCACUGAAAGAGAAAACGGGAAGCACGAGAACGUAAAAAUUGAGGACUACAGGGAGAACACCACACUGCAAAUGAACACAGCGCAAGAGAUACCCCAUGGAGAUUUAUGCAUCACAGAGAUUUACAGUGGGACUCACCACGGAGCAGCAGAAAGCAACACACACUUUUCUGAAACGAAACAAGAGACCCCACAAAGCCAGAGAAUUGCUCCUAAAGUGAUAGGCACCCCCAAAGUGAUCGUGACAGAUGAGGCUGCUGUCAGAGAGACGACAGAAGAAAGGCCGGGUGCGAUGGUUGAGCUGCAGUUUUCCCUCUCAAAUGACGUGCACAAGGCCACCAGUGCUCCUGCUGUGACUCUCUUGGGGGCAGAAAAGUGCCCCCCUUCAGGCAGAGGACCCAGUGCAACACAUGAUGGGAGCAGCUCCCUCAUUGCAGUUCCUCUGGGUGUAAAGGAGGGCAACAUCCAGUGGUCAAACAAAGUAGUCCACUUUUCUAGCAGCAAGGAGGUGAAGAGGAUCCAAGGUGCAGCUCCAUCUAUCCCCAGGGUGGAGGUGAUCCUGGACUGCUCAGACAGGGAGAAGGAAGCGCCCAGGUCUCAGUCUGAAAGGGGGUGUGUUGAUUCUCAAGUAGAAGGAGGGCAGUCAGAAGCACCUCCUUCCCUCCUCUCCUUUGCAAUCUCACCAGAAGUCACAGUGCAGGGAGAAGACAGCAAGCACUCGGAAAAGGAACACAGACCUCUCAAGCACAGGGCAAGGCACGCAAGGCUCCGGCGAAGCGAGAGCCUGUCGGAGAAGCAGGUCAAAGAAGCCAAAUCUAAAUGUAAAAGUAUUGCACUGCUGCUGACAGCAGCUCCCAACCCCAAUUCCAAGGGGGUGUUGAUGUUCAAGAAGCGCCGCCAAAGGGCGAGGAAAUACACUUUAGUCAGCUACGGGACUGGGGAGUUAGAACGUGACGAGGACGAGGGGGAAGAGGGUGAAGGUGAAGAGGGGGACAAGGAAAACACUUUUGAGGUGAGUUUGCUUGCAACGAGUGAGUCGGAAAUAGAUGAAGAUUUUUUCUCUGACAUUGACAAGGACGGUAAGAUCGUGACGUUUGACUGGGACAGUGGUCUGCUCGAGGUGGAAAAGAAGACAAAAAGUGGAGAGGAGAUGCAGACGCUCGCAGACAGCACAGGGAAAGGGGCCCUCAUGUUUGCCAAGAGGAGGCAGAGGAUGGAUCAGAUUACAGCGGAGCAGGAGGAGAUGAAGGCAAGCACAGUGCAGACAGAGGAGCACAGGGAAACCACCGUGACAGAGAACUUCCAGAAAGUAAGCUCUUCCAUCUAUCAAUCAAAAGAGGAGGAAAUGUCAAGGCAGCAGACCUGUGUGAGCAAAAGCUACACAGACGUGAGCCAGAAUCACAGCAAAGUGGUACAACAAAAUGGCUUUGGCUUAGCACCCGGCACAAACCUCCCGUUUCAAUCCUCUGGAACACAAAAGGCAGCAUCUUUGAAUAAAACAGCGAAACCCUUCCCUUCUGGAGUUCAAAACCGAGCAGCUGCACCAUUUUCCCCUGUAAGAAAUGUCACCAGUCCCCUUUCGGAUGCAGCAGCACCGCCUCCUUACUGCUCUGUCAGCCCACCUGCUGAGGCUUUCUACAGACCUGUCUCAGCUCCUGUGGCCAGCAAGGCUGCCCCGCCCGCGUGGGCAGCCACCGAACCCACGGAACACAUCGCCUCCAGGGAUGAAAGGAUUGCCGUGCCGGCCAAAAGAACCGGGAUACUGCAGGAGGCAAAGAGAAGGAGCACUUCCAAACCUAUGUUCAACUUCAAAGACGCACCCAAAGUAAGUCCUAAUCCAGCCCUGUUGUCCCUUGUACACAAUGCAGAGGGCAAAAAGGGGACCGGAGCUGGUUUUGAGUCAGGACCUGAAGAAGACUACCUCAGUUUGGGAGCAGAAGCUUGCAAUUUCAUGCAGACUCAAACAUCUAAACAAAAGGCCCCUCCUCCUGUUGCUCCAAAGCCUUCACUCAAGGUGUCUCCUUCUGCUGGUACUCCAGUUUCACCAGUUUGGUCACCUUCAGCUGCGGCUUCCAACAAGCCUCCUUCUUUCCCAGCACCAUCCUCACCUCAGGCAGCGUAUCCUGCACCACCCAAAUCUCCACAGUAUCCUCAUUCUCCCGUCCAUCCCCCAAGCACUCUCGACCUUGCCGGUCCUUUCAAAGGGCCUCAGGCCAGCCUGGCGAGUCCAAACCUUGCCCCCAAGGCAACACCAGUCACCCCAAGUGCUGGAGAAACAAAGCCUCCCUUCGAGAUGCCACCAGCUAUGAGUGGGAAAGGAGCACAGCUGUUUGCCAGGAGGCAUUCCCGAAUGGAGAAGUACGUGGUGGAUUCAGAGACUGUGCAGGCAAACAUGGCACGAGCCUCAUCUCCAACUCCAUCUUUACCAGCUUCUUGGAAAUAUUCACCUAAUGUCCGAGCACCUCCACCCGUCGCUUAUAAUCCCAUCCACUGCCCUUCCUACCCUCCUGCUGCUACCAAGCCUUCCUCUAAGGCUGCUGCUGCUACCAAAAACACAAAAAGAAAACCUAAGAAAGGCCUCAACGCUUUGGAUAUUAUGAAACAUCAACCAUAUCAACUCGAUCCAUCUUUAUUUACCUUCCAACCUCCUAAGGAAAGCCUUGCCAUGAAGCAGACAUCGAAGCUGUCCACUUCAAAGCAAACACUGCCUUUACCUACCUACCUUCCACCUGGUCCUGGCUCUCCUACAAGGGCCCGGCCUUCGUCGGUGUACUCCGUGCCAGCCUACGGUUCCCAACCUUCCUUCCCAUCAAACGCCUCUCUCCCAGGAAAUGAAUCAUACUCACCCACAGGCUACUCUGCGUUUUCUAAGCCAGAAACCACCACAUCCUCUUUGUUUACUGCUCCGAGGCCAAAAUUUUCAGCCAAGAAAGCUGGCGUCACUGCACAGGAUCCUUUUCCAGAUUUGCUAGCUUUAAAAUUCCAAACCCUUUGGUUCUAAAAAGAUUCCCUCUUCCAGUCUUGCCUCUUUACAUGAUGCAGCUUUCUUUACCUGAAGUCAAACACCCGGGAUUCCACUGAUUGCUUUGGUGGUUUGGCACGGCAAGUGCAAAUCUUAAUCACGCAGCUUGGCAUAAUGAUAUUUUAUAAUGACUCUGCUCAGCUUGGAAUGGAAACACUAUACAAAGAAGAAACUUGACAAAUCCUGAAAAACCUGUGGAUUCAGAAGCCCUGAAUAUGAAAAUAUGGGAGCCUGGUAAUUUCACAGCAGUCUUGGUGCCACCAUCACAACUUCACAGUACCCAUGACAACAACUGGUCUUAUUUUACAAUAGACAUUACUUUUGCAUGCCAUUACAUAAAAGAGGAGUUGGAAUCGCUCAAGAGUUAUGUUUGACAAGUGGUUUUCAGGCUGAUUGCUUACUAAAAGAAGCACUUCAGGUUUUUAUCAAAUGAUUUAAAAAGUAGGAAAAAUCCUGAAGCUCUAUGUUGAAAUUAUCUCUACAGAUGCAGACUUGAACUCCUCCCUUACAAGCUAAGACAAACCAUAUGACAAUAAUCUCAUGGGUUUAAUAUUUGCUUCCUUAAGUAAGGCAGGCAAAGACUUUAUGUGCUAAUCAAGUCUCCAGUUAUCCUCCACAGCAUUUAAAGGAAAAAUCUAUUCCUGGUUGUACUGAUCUUGACAAACUUUUUAAUUGAAGUGCAUGCAAAACAUCUGUGCAGGUUUCUCCCUUAGGCUGAGAAAACUCAGCUAUGAGAAAAUAGCUGAGUUUUCUCAUAGCUGACUAUCAGGAGGAAGGCUGACUAUCUGGAGGAAGGCUUCCUGUGUGGGGAGUUAAUGUAAAACCAGCAUUUUCAAACAAGAAUCCUUAGUCUUUUGUACAUUUUAAGAUAGAAAUCUUAAACCAGAGACUACCCUCAUAAUUACAGGCAAUUAAAAGAGAAGAUUCUAUAAAAUAACCUGAAAAUAACUAGGUCAUUUCUAAAUAGGUGUCAAGACUGAGCUGUUGAACAGUUGGAGUGUUUCUCUUGAUGUUUCCAUCUAGAUCUGAAACAGCAGAUUGUAAUGGUUUUAAGAAACAUACAACAAACAGAAGAAAAGGAGGAACAUAAGUGAAACAAGAAGUGAAAUACAUUACCAAUCACAGGAGCAUGUUGGAUUACAAAGGGUGACAUGGAGCACAACACUCCGUUUCAGUGUGAACUUUAACUGAUGGAGAAGCAAAGAAUUCAGCACAAUUAUAUUAGGAUCAAAAGUUUCCAUACAAUGAAAACCUAUGGGCAAAUCUUUUCAGUUUUUUAAAAGAAAGAUUAUUUUUUCCCCCAAAACCAUAAAUAACUGCUACUCAUUUUUGGGUUUGAUUUGUGAGAAUACUACUUCUCACAGCCUCUCUAUGCAGGUUGUUGUUGGUACAUGGCUCCAUACUGCAAACAAAAGAAAUCUGGCACCUGGGUACACUUGGUUUUCUUCCUAGAGUACUGAAGUAGUAUUGAUGCAAGCACUGACACUGUGUAUAUAAAAUUAUGAGAAAAACAAUAUUAAACACUAUGGUCUGGAUCGCAAAGGCACUUGGAAUUCUUGUUGCCUGUGUCAGCUUAAUCCAACCUUCUUGGGUGUUCAUGUGGCCAGAACAUCUGCAAUUAUGUCCUAUCUGCUUUUUUUUUGCUGUAGGAUUCCACACGGGGAUGCCCAUCUGACAAGCAGCUCUUUGCUGCUUUGUCUUGACAUCAUCCCAUGCUCAGCACUGUUCUUUACUCAAUGCACACUCUUCCAAAAGUGACCUUCAUACAGAAUUAUUUUCUUACAGAUUUUUGCUGUUAGCACCCAAAACCAUUCAGAAGUUCAUCUUUUCACUGGUGCAUUCUACAAAUGAGUAAAUAAUGCAGGGAGUGAGCAGCAGUGACACCAGGACACUCUGUAGCCCUGGGUGUGCAGUUCAAGGCAUCUCCAGAGCCCAGCAGCACAAGCACAAGUUACUCUAUGUGACCCUUAACAUCCCUCUGUGAGUGUGAACAGCUGACAGACUCCAGGUGGAAUUCCAUAAAGGGAAUCCUCAGUAACCAGCUGUGAAUUCCAACCUUUUUUACAAUACUCUCCUGUGUUAGAGAACCCUAAUAUUUCCUAAAUGAAUCCCUGAAAUGGCACUGGUGGGGCAGAAAUCCUGAAAUGUAAUCAAAAUGUAUCAGCACUGGGCAAUGGUGCUUUUAUUUCAGAGCUUUGGAACAGCUGACCUUCCAACUUCACUAGCAUUGCUUUGAGGUAGCUUUUUAAGACCCAAAACAAGCCCUGGAAUACUAUCACGGAGCAUGCUGUAACAGGGGGUUUGAACCACCAGGGACCUGAAUAAAACCCUCCUGCCUCAUAGGAUAUGGGGCUGGAACAGCUCUCAGCAUGAAUUUUCACACACAGGGACAUUUACACUGAAAUAUGUGAUGCUUCAGACACCAAGAUUUGUGUCAGAGCAGUCCUAAAGAAGGCAGUGGUACCACGUCUCAAGGUGGAAAGGUCAGAAGAGAGGGCAGACUUUGCCCUGGUAGCUGUUCAAUAUAAAAUCCAGAAGGUGGCAGCAAAUAUUCUUCCUUACAAGAAAUAAUUUAUUCCGAAGAAAUCUAAAAUGUCUAUGGCCAAAAGUUUCAGACAUUUGCUUUCUAUAGGCAUAAAUGGGCUGUAUUUUGAGAACUGCACAUGGAUAAAGAUUAAAUGAUAAUGAAAAGUUGAUUUUCUUUCAUAUUGCGCAGGUACAAAGUGAGCUAACUAAAUAAUUUAUGGUAAAUUAGCAGUAGUCUUACGUCUUUUAACCACACAGGAAUUUUGCAGUAGUGAAGGCCUAAUUCUAAUAAUUUACUUUCCUCUUCUACCACUACUUGGCAACUAAAAAGGACUUUAUUUUCAUAAGCAAAAUUUUGUCACAAAGCUUAUGUGAGUUGCCACAAAAAUUUAUGUGAGAUGGCUGACAGUAACUGCUUCAUUCUUUUGAAUUCUUCUCACCUGAAAUAACACCACAUUUAGAAACAAUCUGAAUUUAGAAUAAAUUAGAUUCCAGUGCAAAAGUUCCCUAUAAAUUUUCAGAAUCAAACCCUGAAAAGACAGCUUUGAGGAAGUCAGGAUCAGGCCUGAACUCUGUGAUUCUAAUCUAUUCCUGGUCUCAGUACAGCCACUGACAAGGUUUUAGUUGUUAGAAAGGUGACAUUCCCUUCUUCCCCAGCCAUUAGCCAAAUUUCUUCAUUCCCAUUUUAGUCAACUGUAAAAUAUUUCUAGAGUUUGAAAUAAAAAUUAUUUUCCCAUUUUAUUUCAAGAUUUUUGGUAGCUGUAUUGUAAAAUCGCUGUAGCAUUUACUGCAGAGCUGGCAGCAUUUCAGAGAGAAAUUACUUUUUCAUUACAUAAAAUUUAUUAAAUGCUUUGGGACAAAAAAAACCCCAAACUAUAAUAAUAUUAACAAUAUGUCUCCCUUCCAUACUCAGUUAAAAAAAGCUGAAGAGCUUCUUUCAUGUUGAAAAAAAUGGAAAGAAAAAAAUAAUUUUAAUGCAUAAAAAUUCAUUGUAAUUUAUUUUGUCCUAUCAUUUUCCCAGUGGUUUAGUCUCUAACUUCAGUGGCCAUUACAAGCCCAUAGAAAGCCAAAGGAGAAAUGCAUUGCUCUGGGCUUUUUAUAAAGACAGAGUCACUUUCUGAGAUAAAACAAUUGUUUUACCUGCUUCCUCCUCCUUUGUCCCCUUUCUGUGUAAACAGCAUCCAGGUGUUAUUGUUAAUUCAGAUUUUAAUGUGCUUUGAUGUGGGAUUAAAUACCAGGACCAUAAUGAAAAGAUAAAAAUAAAACUGCUUUAAUGGCUUAGACACCAAGGCUUAACUUUUUCAAGUGACUUCAUUAGGGAGGAGUUUAUGUGGAGAGAGUUUCACUGGACUAUCCAGAGUCCAACCUGUUUUUGUCUCCUUGACUGGAAAAAAGGCAGCUGUGACAUGUAAACACACACACAGAGUUUUCUCUUACUGAGAUGUGCCGCCUGAGACAGAAAAACAGCUGCUGGGAAAUCAUUUCACUAAGUAGUAUUAUGCAUUCUUAUUUAGACUGGAAAAGGAGAAAAAAAAACCUUUCUGACUCCUGCCUUUAAAAUUUGCACUAUUUUAUGAACCUAAGUAUUUUUCUUUUUGUCUUUGAGCUUUAUAUAAUUAAUAAGAAAAUUGAAAUUGCUCUAAGCUACAAAUAACCCAUUAUUCCUGACUAUUGAUUAAGACAUUAUUGACUCAAACAGUCACACUCAUCCAUCUUACACUAACUAGAUCUAUACCUGCACACACCUAAGUACUGCUUUUACAUUUGUUUGCUUAUAUAUGGAAAUAGUUACUUUUGCAAGUAAUAUUAUACAAAUUUUAAUUUAUAUUGACAUGCAUCUUAUAAAUAUCAGAGAUUCUUGCAGUGCCAUAAAUGUUUGCUUUAGUGAGCAGUUUAUAACUAGUUUGCAUUUUCAAAAUCAGUGUUAAUCUAAACCUAACCUAAACAGUUUAAUCUGUUUGCACAAACACCCAAAGCACCCAGCAGCUGCCAGGAUUCUGUGAUUGCAAAGGACGGCUCUAAAUAGCCUUUCUUCUUCUUCUUCUUUGCAUUUAGGAAUCCCUUUCCCCUCAAUAACUAUUGUAGAAAAGGAUUUUUCCUCUGAAAACAUCCAGAAACUGGAAAAGAACAAAUUAAUCCAUUAACAAAUUAACAAAUUAAUUUAGUGUAGAGUGUUCUAGUUUAUCUUACUGCAUAAUAAUUCAACAUUCUGUUGAAUGUUUUACCAGAAGAUUACAGGAAUACAAAAUGUGAUAAAGUAAUAAUUCUGGUAGCAUUUCACUUUUCUCUCCUCCCUUGAUUUCUGAGGUGAAGAAUAGAAAAUCUCUACCCCUCUUUUUAUUUUCUUAUAGCUUAAGGGAGACAGAGGGGAGAGUAAUUAUUCCCUAUUUACACUUCAUAUUUUCCACUAUGUCUGGAGUUUGUGCAUUGUUUCUAGUACAUUGCUUCUAGUUUUGCUUUACCAAAGCUAGAGGAAACAGAUGUGCAUUUUCACAUUUUGGAAUUUGAAAAUUAAAACGCAGCUUAUUUAUUAUAGAUAAUAUUAAAAGUAUUUAGAAUUUUUUUUCUAAAAUCAAGCUAUCAAGCAGGAAAUGGAAACCCACACCAGAACUUCAACAAAAUGAUUCAUUUUUGAUAAAACCCUAUCAACUAAGUGAAACACACUUAGUGACUCAUCAUUCUCUGAUUAAACUCUAUCAAAUAAAAUCAGUUCCUGCUUUAUAACUUAUGGUUACACCAAAAAGAUACUUCCAUAACUUGAUGAACUCUGGAGUUUUUCUCUGAACAGGACAGACUAAACAGUAUCUUCAUUUAAAUGUCUUGAAAAGCCAGAUAAUUUAUCCAACACUUGUUUCAACAGUAUAAUUUCCCUCUGCAUCUCUGAAGUCCUACAAAGUACUCACAGGGAUUUGAACUGGAAUUUCCAUUGAAAAAGGGGGACUUUUCUGUUCUAGAGCCCUCCUGAGAGGAGCUAACACAAGUAGACUAAUGAGGUGAACCUAUUUGAUCAACUUUUUCAUCCCUUUCCACAACUUUAUCUUCUCAAUUGCUUUAUAUUCUUAAUUACCACUUAACUUCUUGUGGUUUAGGUUAUCUGAUUAAUUUCUAACAUGGAGGGAGGGGGGUGGAUUAAUAAUGUUGAGGAGUUUCCUCUCUGGAAAUGCAAACUGGAAAUAGCUGAUCAUAGCUAAGAGGUGAAAGGAUGGUCCUGUCAAAAAGCAUCAGUGGUGAAACUUGUCAAAACUCUCAUGACAUAAACUCUGAGUGUCACUCCACCUUUUUAAAGAGAUUCAGGCUAAAUACAAGCAAACUGACUGAAAAUGAUGAAAUCUGAAGUCUCUUCCUCAGUUUCCAUCUCUCAUACAGAGGGCUGAUAUUACCUGAAAUAAAACCUGAAGCAGUGGUCAUUCAAGUUCCUUAAAUGCAGCAAGAUCCUGUGGCAGAAAAACUUAAAAUGUGCAUUUCUAUGUGAAUCUUUGCUAGAUCAGCUAUACCUUGAACGAUCACACACCUGGUUGACUGCUCUCUAGCUCAUGCUCACAAUGUUUCAAGUUUGGGAAGCUCAUUAGGAAAAAUAACACUGGGCAAUGUUGUUCAGAUUCGUUUCUAGCAAAGCCUCUGGCAAAAAGAGCCAGGAAUUUCACAGCAGAUUUCAGAAUUAAAGGCAUUUAAGCCUGAGGACAUGAAUCAAUGAAUGUUAAUCGCUGGUUUAGGAACCACCUUUACAGAAGCUCUAAGAACCACAUCAUUUGUGUGGCACAGAGAGCAGGUCUGGCUUGGGGACAGGCUGUACCUGCUUCGUGUGCUGCCAAAUGGCUGCUGCAGCAGAACCUUCUCACAAACACAGUUUCUGUUUCAAAGUGCUGCAUUACUAAGAAGAUUAGGAUUUGUCAAAAAUGAAUGGAUUGCUCCUAUAAGUGGGUCGGAAUGUACUGAAAUUCUGAGGGCAUUGCCUUUUAAAGAAGCCAAAAGUAGCGUCAUGUAAGGGUAUUAAGUGAAUGAUUGCAUUAACGCCUUUAAUUGCUUGUGUUCACUUUUGUGCCCCAAAAAGGGGCACAAAAAAAAAUAGGAUAAGUCUAAUAAUUUCCAAGUAAGAAAAGCCUUUCUUAAAAGGAGAUUGCCAAAGAUAUGUUCUCAGACAGAUGUCCUAGACAGAGCCUGUUAUCAAAUAAAUUAGGCUGUGCCUAAUGUUAGAAAGAAUCUAGUAAACACACACAGAACUGUCACAACAUGACUCCCUUCUGCAUUAAGAAUGGUCUUUUCAGAGCAAGGCACACCAGCUAAGUAGUGGGCAAGCUGCACAGUUGCUAAUGCCACUGUACUUUUUCAGGAAAAGCCUGUCUUUGGUCUGCUUACUUUCCUCAAAAAUUCCAUUUGCUGUGCCUUUGUUCCUGUUUCUUUCUCUGCCUCCUGUCUUUCCAGUAAAUUACAGUUCUAAAAGAUACCUGUAGACAUAAAAAGGGACUUGCCAGGAUGUCACAUGCCUUCAGAGUCUUUUGUUCCAGUUUGGAAGUGAAGAGAAGGGGCUUCCUUUC